Molecule: messenger RNA, 10260 nt
Organism: Phytophthora sojae
Lineage: Eukaryota; Oomycota; Peronosporomycetes; Peronosporales; Peronosporaceae
Exons: 3
Coding region: 1-10260 (3419 amino acids)
Biological process (GO): autophagosome maturation
Cellular component (GO): cytoplasm
Source: RefSeq, a predicted model, not a curated record
AUGGAGGCGGUGCGCAAGCGCCCGCAGCGCGCUAAAGCCGCCAAGAAGCAGCCCAAGGAUGCGCAGAGCGACAACGAGGACGUGCAGGCGGCCAUCGCGGAGCUGGACGCCAUCCAGGAGCCUGUGGCCUCGGACAGCGAGAUCCGCCGCAAUGAGGAGGACCUUAUGGCCCUAUUGCAGGGCGGCUGUGAGGGCUCUAAGGAGCAGGAGCUGCUGGUCGCUGAAGGCGCAGGCUCGCAUCCUCCUCAUAGAGACGGAGACCAGGCUGAAGGGGAGAGUAAAGACACAGGAAGCGCGCUGGGGACGGACUCUGCAGCUGCUCAGGAGACGGCAACGCCGCCGUUGAUUCCAGUGCUGGAUGGAGCCAUCUCCGCCCCCUCAGCUCCGCUUUUUGACGACGAAGAGAGUGACGGAGGGUGGGUGGCCCCUCCGCCGCGGUUGCCGCUGCAGCCGAAGCCUAGUGCCCCACCUCCGCCACUACCAGUUCGACCGUCGAUGCCCCGUGCUUUCCAUGAAAUUACAGUGCCGGCAGGGAUUGACGUUGCUGCUCCGUCGGCGCCGCCUGACUUUGAAGAUGAUGUGGAAGUGGCGGAGCACUCGAGCACAACUCCGUCGGCGCCGUCGCUGUCGCCGACGACGUCGAAGAAACUGCACAAAGUGGUGGCAUCGCCGCGGAACCCGGAGAAGUUGGGCCCAGUGGCGAGGAUGCCGCUGCAGAGAGCAACAGAAACGUCGGUGGAAGGCGCCACUGCGGCGGUGAUGAGUUCGUUCGCCAAGUCCCACUUGUCCGAGAAAAAAGCUGGGAUGCAUAACAUUUAUCCGUCGAUGCCGCGUGAAGCGUCGAAAGCAGCCGAGUCGACUACCCAGUCAAAGGAAGCAGAAGCAGACGGAGCAGAGACUAGUUACGAACAGCUUUUGAAGAAGAAGCACAUUCGGGUGAAGCUGGAGCCGUUCAUCAACUACGAGAUGAACCUGAUGCGAGCCGAGACGUCCCAAAAGCGCCAGGAGAUGAAGAUGCGGCAUAUUGAGACCAACAAGGGCGAACUGUACGCGCGGGUAGAACGCUACUUAUUUUCUGAGUACAUUUUGCACAAUGCUGCGUCGACGAUGGACGAGUACAAGCAGAAAAUUGAUCUCCUGGUCAAGAAAGUGUGGACGCUCGAAAAGAAACGAGUUUCUUCAUCGAAGCGAUGCGGUGAUAACGUGGAAAUUGAGCAGCAAAUGGAAUUUCAGACGGCAAAGCUGGAGUCUGUCCAACUCGAAAAGCUGAAAGCUCACCUGGACAAGCUGCGGCAACUACGCACGGUCGAGGCUUCAAUGCAUUCGUUUGACCGCGCCAUUGCGUUCUUUCACGUGGAGCAGUAUUUGAACAGCGUGCUGCAGGAGCCGAAUCUGGUGGCAUUUCUCAACAAGAUGAGCUCUUCUUGUGGCGGCACCAGUGGUAUUGAUGACUUGGAUCUCGUACCGGAGGGUGCUAACUUUUACGAAGCGCUGCCCCAAGGAUCAUCUCUUGCGUCAUCGGUGGAUCACUUAAAGUACUGUUUGGACGUGCUGAUCUUCUUUGAGAAGAAAGUGACGCUAGGGGAAGAGGGGGUAUUUGGUCGAGUACCGCAGUCAUUUUACCGUGGAGAGCUGGUCUGGCACAGCAAUCACGCAAAGAUGCAUUACAGUGCGGCUGGCGGUGGGGGGAUGGAGCGAAAGAUCAAAUGCUACGCCUGCGGCAGCUUGAAUUCUCCCAUGAAAGCUAACCAAUGGUGUAAAUUGUGCGAAAGCUGCGAUGUGGUACUUUAUCUCCCUCCAUCAUCGGUCUCCACAAAAUCAAAUGAAUGGUUUACGAGCGUUUUGCGCUUCAGGCAAUCCCUGCAAAAGUGGAUUUCGACAUGUCUGCAGAGCCUCUUGCGAGCGAAGUCGUUGCAAAAUAUGCCGUAUUUACUGAUGCACGUGAUGUACUUGCCUCGGAUCUCAACGGACGAGCGAUCGUGGUUUCUAAGGUUUCUCCAGUUCCCGCGUGCGAUGGUCCGGACAGAUGGGUCUCUGAGGAAUGAGUGGAGCGAAGAUUUAGUCGAUCACUACAUCGCCAUGUUACAUUUGGUGUUCCAUCCUGAAAAGUUGCGGCGGACGUCGAUGAUUGUGUCUAGCGCACCGCCGAAUGGCUCAAAGACUCUAAAAAGUGCGGAGGUUGGAGUGGCCGAUGGAAAAGGUUUGGUCUCUCCCGAGUGGGUGCUGUUGGAGAACCCAGAAAUGCUGGAUCGCUAUUUUCUAUCUGAUGAAGAUUUCGUGGCGGUGCUGAACCAAUUCCCCAACACGUUUGCUUUCGAGCAAUUAUUCCGGUGCACCUCAGACGUAAAGAAGUGUUUCAGCCGAGCGCUAACUUUGGUGCUGGAGCUCACGCACAGCUUACGCGCGUUUCAGGAAUUCGAAAAGUUACCUACACGAAUCGCGCAACUUCUUGGACAAUUGCUGGCUGAUGCGUCGGAGCUGCCCGGAUCAGGUCGACCAAACGACUCGGGAAUGAAGGAUGCUGUAUUUUACCCGACGCUGUUUGAUCAGUUGUUUCUAACAAGUUUGCAUGGGCUCAUGGCGGCCGACUGCAACCGGGUGGCGUGGAAGAGUUUGCACUUGUUUCCUUUUGGCUCGUUGUCUGAUCUGGCGAAGUGGGACGUAUUAGCUCUGCUACUAUUCAACCUCCACAGUCUGCCACUGGAAGCAAAAACAGCAUCGGGAUGGAUGCAGUUUAUCGGCAAGCCAAGUUCACAGGACGUAGACACUGGAGCGUUGGCGCGUCAGCAUUUGUAUGACUUGAUUGAGUCCGAUACGGAGAGCGCGAUGUAUCUACUGAAUGCUGUGGCCAGUUUGGCUGCAUCGUGCCGUCCGUCGUCCGAGAAGAAUCGCGCUACCGAACGGAAUGACCUGGUGUCCGUUGCUGUGCAUGAAUUGUUUAUGGCCGGCUACACUGUGGAAGCUUGUCAACACGCGCUAGGCGAAAAUGGUGAGCGGGCAGCAGGACCUCUCAGUACCAUUUGUUUGGCGCACCCAUGGGUUUUGUCGCUUUUGAUCACACUUUUGUUCAAGUAUCACGAGUGCGCUGCAACCUGGAUUCACGUGUUCGAAACGUUUCCAAUCAAUCGUUGGAUGCCGACGGCUCAGGAUUUGCUGAAUCUACAAGAAUGGCUACUUCUCGAGGACACUUCAGCACCACGAAGUGCUCUAGCUCGAUUCCUUUUGGACCAUAUCAAUUGGGAGUAUGAUGUAAAGCAUCAGCGAUUGUUUACUGACGCUAUGCUACAUCGCCAAGUGGCCCUUAUGGUCGCCGAGGCGUUAGUGCUGUACAAGACGCGAAAGGAGCGAGCAAGCGACCCUGAGUCAGCUAUUGUCUUGUCUGGAGGAGGCUCUCCGCAGAAGCUGGAGGUAACUUCAAUCGCCAAGUCGAUUCGCCGGGCAUUAUGGCUGGGUGAAGCGGUGGAUUUCGAGAAGUGGUGCUGGACACUCAUGCUGAAAUUGCGAUUUUACUCACCCAAGACGCGCGAACCAUUGCUACCGCUUAUCGAUCUUCGCCACGACCGGUCACGUGAAGCUUUGACGCUGCGCCGUUGGUUUGCUGGGGCAUCAGUGCUGCGAGUUCUGCCUUCUCGCAAAGUGUUCCCGUUUUACGCGUCGCUAGAGGAAGAGGUAACUCACUUUGGCCACAGUGAUAACCCAAAGCGAAGCGCGCCAGAAACUGGAUUUGGAGGAAGCACUGGAGCUCCAAUUCAACAAGAGACUCGUAUGCUUUUGACCCCGCAAAACUCCAAAGGAGUGGCUGGAGGGGAUAUCGACUCGACAGUUGCAGCCACUGCUGCUCCUCGAACGGAGCCUAUUGUGGCGUAUGUAAUCUGUCAGAUGACGACUUUCGUGUUUAGCGACCGUCUUGACCGCUGGGAGCCUUUGCUAGUCCUCCUGAAGAGCGAGUUCUUCCCUGCUGCGAUUAAAGUCCUCGAGAACUUGUUCCCGAUUCUGUCGCGUCUGGAUAAGAAGAAUGAUUUCCCAACCGAAAGCGAGAAUGAGUCCAAGACAGCGACAUCAAACAGCGAGGAUGAUGCGGAGGCAGCUCUAUCUUCUGAGGAAAUUGAAACUGAAGAAGAAGGGCAAACUCAACAUGGUGGCGUUUUCAUGGAUAUUGACAACGAGUUGGAGAUAUGCAUGGCAGCGAUGCAAGCUUUAUCGACCGACGAGUUGCUAAGCCUGCUGAACUCUCUGCAUGAGUUUUCGUACAUCAACACAGACGAACUCCAUCGCAUGCAAGAAGUUCUCAACAAGGGCUACAUUGGUGGGUGGGAGAGCACAGCAAAAGGCCGUAUAUUGGCGAAGCUUCGCUUUGUGCGAGAGUGCAGUCGGUACUUGCACCCUGUUGUACUACCCGCGCUCAUCAACGAGUGUUUCCCUCAAUCGAGUCCUGUAUCGGUGACAACUUCAGCAUUGUUUCACGGAGCGAUGUCAUGGAUUUCGUCGGCGUUAGGCGGUGAAAACAGUACGGGGGCAUUGUCUCCGUCGGCAGCAUCAUCGACGAGUGCCGCUCUAUCGAUUCGUAACUCUUCGUUGACGUCAACGUCGUCGUUGGGAAUGAUCGCAGGAAGUGACUAUUCUGUCUCGGCUAAAGCAGUGUGUGCUCUGAUCAGACGCUCUUUUGAGUACUCUGUCGACGAUAUGUCUCUUGCUGAGUCGAUGCGGUUCUGGAUGAAGUCCUUGUUACAAGUACCUUUUUGGUAUGAAAACGCGGCGUUCCGGCACGUACUGGAUGUCAUGCUGCACUGCAGUAUGGAAAGCGCCCAUGAAGCAAAAGCCCAUGCCGAUGCGAGUGAACAACGGGGUCCUCCAUCUAAUAUUUUGUUCGAGUUGGUCGGCUUAGUGGAAGCUGCAUUCGACUCUUUCUGUCACCGUGUCGCCCGCAAAGAGCAGGAUGCGGCACAGCCGGAGCAGCAGUUCCUCGAGAACGAACCGAUUGUUGUGAUGAGCUUCUUACCAGCAGUGGCCGCCUCGGCGACUUUCGCCUCAAUUUUUGGUGGCUCAUACAAUGUGGCACAGUACGUUAGCGGGUGUCCGUAUCUCGCUCUCUGGUGUCUACUAAUUGAAACGCGGAAGGAGGUUCCGUUGUUCCUUACGAUGGGGCAACUUAUGGUAAAAUAUGAGCCGAAAACGAUGAAAAAGCUCGAGAAAUUGAAGAAAACGGAAGGUCGGCUUGCUACAGCACUUAGUGCAGUUCGAGAAGGAAAAACGUUAGACGAUCAAGCAGAGGAAACGAUCUACGAAGCUUCAAACUCGACAUCGCGUCUAGGCAACCCCUUGGCAUUUGGUCAUACCAGCCUGGAUUCGCUAUCCCAGUACAAGAUUUACCGCUGGUGCAACUAUUGUCUCGAUCUCCCUGAGUCGGAGCCCACGCAGAUUAUCUACUGGCAAGUGUUUUUCGCACUGUACUUCGCAACGGCCGGUGGAUCGCACGUAUUCGGCCACCAUUUCCUCGAUCGAUCGGGCAGUCGCAGCACAAAACGUGUUCAUCUGAGGAAACAUCUACAGACAAAAUUGCGGAAACUGGUAAACUUUUGCUCCAACCAGGCACGAGUUGUACUUACAGCUACAGGAACGGCUGGACGCACGUCGAGCGGUACUGGAUCAGGUGGAGAGCUGAAAGAGCGUCAGUACUCUCAUUUCGUCGCACUAUCGCAACUUUACGCAGCGAUGGACGCGUGGAUGGAGGAGAAGGACCCGAACCAAUGGCUUAAGGAGGAAGAAUUGUCGGGCUUGCCACGGCAUUACGAGGUAGAACGACUGAAGGACGUUCUACGGCUGAGUGACGAGUUGCUGAAUUCCCACUCGGAUCAGAUGAACUGGUCAGACUUGCCGCUGUGGACGAAUUGGUGUGGAUUUGAUUUUACCGUGAGACGUACGAAGCCGCAAGUGACUAUUAGUGAUGAGAGCGAGGAGUCCGCUAGCUCUUCAGUACCAUCCUUGUCGACCCCACUUGCUACAGCUGGAGAAGAAGAUGAUUUUGCGUUUGUGGAGGAAGCAUCGGAACUAGCUAGACGACAUAGCAGCUUUGGUGGACUUGCUGGGCUGGCUAGCCUCAGCAUUCGACCUUUGCCGUUACUAUCGGAUCUAUGUGGACCCUCAAGCUUGACACAGCUACCGACGGUAGCGUUUACUGUUUCGCCAGAGCGAUGUGUCAUCACCCCAUCUCUUCCGCUUAAUAAGGCGGGUUUGAAAGCAGUGGCCAUGAAAUUCUCGGAGAACCUGUCUGUUCUUGUGGCACUGGACUCUGAAAUGAUUGACAGUGUUUCUCAGCUGUAUAUCAGCAAGGCGAGAACGGUGACGCAAAGUAUGCCGUGCCCUGAAGGCGCCAGCUGCCGCAGUCCUGCAGCGUUCCGGUUCGAGUUUUUGGAGUGGAUGAUGGAUUCAAGAAUGGAUGAUGCAAUCCAGUCGAUUCGUGCGCAGGGUGAGCGCUGUGAUAUGCAGUCCAUGUUGAUCAAAAAUGUGGCGUUAUCAUUAGGUGAGCAUGAUGAGGGCAGUACAGGUACCACUUCGGCGAUGCUAAUGGGAGCGGAGCAGUUUUUACAGCUCGAUGGAGAUGGAUUUAUGCUGUCGCUUCAGAUUCUGCUCAUUGACCAAGUUGUCCGAACGCUGGGUGUUGAGCAUGAGAAGCUUCAGCGUGUGAAGAAGACGCUAGAAGACGAGCCCCCGACUGAAAAGCCCGCACAUGAUGAAGUACUUCAGAAUGCGGAAAAAGCGACCGAUGAAGUUAUCGAAGAUGUAACGCUCACACCUAUCCAGAAGGCCGAGCAGGAAGUGGAGCGCCUACAUAACAAGGGGCUUGAGUGGUUCCGUUUGCUCACUGAGCUGGACACAAAGCUUUCCCGCAUGGUGCCACCGCUACGUGAAGCUUUGUGGCGUUCUAUCAAACAGUUGGGACUGAAUUUCGUGUGCGUGGACGAACGUGAGACGUGCACACUUCUUCAACUCAUGCUGGAAGACCCAUCUCGCAUCAAUUUGCUGAGCGACUGCUUCUUCCCUGCUGCUGCACCUACACGAUUCGUUGAAAUGUUCGCAAAGCUGAUGAGUGCUAGUAGUUCUGCCAAGCUCUCGGGUGAAGAGAAGCUCACGCUGCUUCGUCGUUUUGAUUUCCGCGUGUGGUUGCAAACAAAAAGCCCGCAAACACCAACCAAACUUGAUCGCGAAACCGUUCUGUGUAUGAUUCUGGGCGAUAUUGGUCAUCAGUUCCCUGCAGAUCGUAGUCUGGUUGAAAGAGGUCGAAAGACUCAAGACAAGGAUGCGUCACGACAUUUGGACGAAGUUCUUCGUGUGUACGCUAAGGUUCUACAACUCAUUUGCUCUGCUCAUCUAGAAGACCAUGUCGAGAAGAUGGUGCACGCGCUGGUUGGUGUUCACGAUGACUAUCGGUUCCAAGCAGGCAAUGGAGAAGCGAGUUCAUCUGACGAUGAUGGAUCAAACUCCUCAGGUUUGGCGGCGCUGCCCCGUCCAGUAGACGCUGUUGUGUGGGAGGCUCUCGUUGGAAUCCCAGUUGCUGCCUGGAAAGAGCUGCCAUUUACGCAGGUUGAGUCGCUUGUGACGUUCCUCAGUCAACACAUGACAUCGCUGCGAUGGCAAGGUGGGCUGUCUGGUGGAGGCGCCACGAAACCAGGAGGCACCUCUGAGCUUCUACGUGGAAGAGAAACGCAGAGUUCGUCAUCUGCUUCAUCAUCGAAGUAUCCUAUCGUAUACUGGCAGCGACUUGGAGUCCUCAAGAGUUUCCUGGACUUGUUUACGCUCUGCUGUCGUGUAGCCCCAGAGCAGCAGCAGUGGGAGCUGAUCACAGCGUUUUUCGAGCCUUUGCUCUCCACGCUAUACCAACCAGCCACUAACUCGGAAGGCUCAGCUAUCAGUGCACCGUGGUCGGAUCAAGACACCCUGUCGACGGGGACAACAAUUUGCUCGUGCUUUGUGGCUACCUGCUCUGAGUAUCUGAAGAAUCAGUCGUCGGGUGCAUCACAGCCCCGGACCACAGUGAUCAUCGGUGAUGAUGCGGUGUUGACACAGACGGCCAAGCUUUCACAGAUUUGGUCUUUCUAUUUGACGGUGCUUGUCCCGCAUGCGCCAACUCAUAUCUGCAAGCACUUCCACCAGUUUGUGACGCGGUUAGCGUGGGAGCACUGGUGCCUCACACUGGAAAUCGUGCAUCAAAUGCGCGAGCUCGUUCAGACGGAAAAACAACAACUCACCGGCGUUGCAACUGGGGCGAGUGGCCAAAUCGUCCCUCCAACGCACUCAUCGUUGUCGCCGUACCCAUUCGUAUCCUGGCUCGUACGUGACGUAUUGUGCCGGACAACUUGGAAAUCGACCGACGCGUGGCUGGGGGCUCAGAGUGAGGCUGUGUGCUCCUCAUUUUUGCUGGAGUUUGCGAAGCUGUGCUUGGAAUUGGUGCUGGAUAUGCCCCACUUCCAGGUUCAGUCUGGUCAUGCAGCAUCAACUAAUGUGCUUCCGCCGUACUUCGUCAACUUCAUCAAGCAGCAGUCUGCGUUUUGGGCAAAAUGGAAAAUGACCAUGGGCGACUUGGAGACGCUACAGCGAUUUACGCUGGAGGCGCUACUGGAGCCUCUAGGAAGUCGGGGGCCAACAAGAGGAGGGUCAAGCCUGGCUUCGAGUGGGCCAUUCCCAGCGUCACCAAGUGCCGCGAUGAUGCAGGAUGCGUUCACAAGGUUGCAGUUGGUAUUUCGGUUAUUUGGCCAGAUCACGACACUCCACCACGACGUGCUUCCUAAACCAGCAAGCCUGGAGCGGGUAAACCUCUUCCUGAAGCUGCUGUUUGGUGUGUUUGAGGUCAAUGAUCGUGGUUGCCUUGAUGGCAAUCGCUACAACUCCGACCACGCCGCGUGGCUGAUGGUUCUGUACGGGUCGAGUUGUACGGCGUUAUAUGAGAAGUUGGAUGAGUUGGUGCACUUCUACAAGCCCGAAGGUGGCAAAGAGAAUGGUACUGAAGCUUUCAAGAGCAGUGAUGAUUCUGACUCCAACGAAGGCGUUUCGGAAGAAAAUUUGACGGCCACGAUAGAAGGAGUGCUGCGAUUUUGCAACCUGUCUCUCGUGGAAGUGUUCUUCAAGCAGUUGCAAGGCAGUCCGAAGUCUGGCGGUGGUAAUUCAUCGUCGGGUUCUUCGGGAAGUGGUUCGCUAAACUGGAACAAGUGCGGCAACGUGGUGUUCGUGGAGAUCGACGCCCUUGUCCGUGACUUCGCAUCCAGUCAGAAGGCACUUCAACUGCGCAACUACCGGGGUCAUCAAACCUCGGAUCGCACCUCCGACAAGGAAGAGGAUGCGAAUGGUACGAUCGUUUCAGCGACCCAGUCCCCAGCAGAAGCCAUUGGUACCCCUCUUGGAAAGGUGCUGUGGAGCUUCUUGGCCUUCCGAGGUGGUGAGCUGGCUUGUCUAGCUGCGUGCGGACGUGCCCUGGCUUCCGUUCACGUGAUGAGUCAAGUCGCCGAGAAAAGCAUUGAAAAGUGGAUCAUCGAGGAGCGUCGUGGAAUGUGGGACGCUUUGGCGUUGCGUCUGCAGGUGCCUGAAUUGAGUGGCGACGAGUUCGAGACGGCGUGUUUGGAGCAAGGCAAACUGCUCACCCUGCAGGUUCUCUUCCUGCAGCAACUGCGCCGUGCACCCGUUCUAACGGAGUCAUUAAGUCUCGCGCUGCUGACGAAGCUGAUGGGCUGGAUGGAGCGAGCUCGAGUGGGAAGCAGCUCCUUCGCGCAGAUGAAGUUGCUGUUCCUGGCUGCUGAAGUGACCAAUUGUGUGUGCAAGCCGCUCGCCGAGGUGCUGCCUUCGACGUUGAAGAAGCAGAUGCUGCGUCAAUUGUGUGACCUGUUACUUGAGCUUGGGCACGCACGCCGCAACAAUGGGAUCAUGAAGGCUAUUGGUCUGGGUGGGUCGUUGCAAUACGGCGUGGAGUUCCACGUCUCCUGUUUGGCUGCGGGGAUAUUCCUGCGGUUGCAGACGCGGAAUGGAGCACCGCUGAGAACGGACGACCGUAAUCCAUUCAAGAUGACUCGAACCACGGAGAAGCACCUGCGCUCUCUAGAGACGAUGCUGCAGAGCAAGGAUGCGUUCCAGCUCGGACGCCGUGCUGACGCCUUGGUGGACUUCGCUCGAGAUCCCCGUCGGAGCCUCGCUGAUCAAGACGAGUUCUUCGUGACGCUCUUCUCGAGCAUGUAUCCGGCUCAAGGGUGGCUGCUGGCCAAGUGCUUGGCGUAA